GUGUCGUGCCCCACGCUUACCGCUGCAUGCCCCAGGCGGGCGAGUGCAACGGCGUGGCGGACUGCGCGGACAGCCGCAACUCUUUCCCCCAACCUUUUCCUUUUUUCUCCUUUUCCCUCGUUUCCCCAUUGGGUCCGCCAGGUGUCGUGCCCCACGCUCACGGGUGCAUGCCCCCGGGCAGCGUGUGCAACGGCGUGGCGGACUGCGCGGACGGCAGCGACGAGGGGCGGCAAUGCCGGCAGGGCUACCAGGACGACAGCUACUACUGCGCCGACCAGGGCCUCGAGCAGUGCCCCUCCGACCGCUACGCGUGCCUGCGCCAGGAGGAUUACUGCGACGGUUACGAGACGUGCUACGGGUACGACGAGGCGAAUUGCGAGAAGCACGUGUGCUCGUUUGGGAUGAUCCAGUGCCCCAAGACGUUCUACUGCGCGUGGGGGACGCUCUGUGACGGCGUGCAGGACUGUGUGAUGACUGCUGAGGCUGAGGAUGAGGAUAAGGCGUUUUGUAGCGGGUAUAGCUGCCCGGAGGGGUUUAAGAAGUGUGCGGAUGGGUUGCAGUGCGUGGCGGAGGGGUUGUUUUGCGACGGGACGGUGAAUUGCAAUGAUGGGAGUGACGAAGGGGCGGCGACGUGUGCUGUGAACCCCCCUGCUGGGGGUGGAACAGGCGCCGUUACCACUCCUCCUCCUCCUCCUGAGACUGGAUCUGGUUCCGGCAGCGGCAGUGGGGGUUCAACUGGGUCGUCUGGAGGCACUGUGGUGCUGAGUGCUGAAGAAGUGGCGAGGCAGAGGAAGGAAGCAGCGGCUCGGAGGGCGGCUGCUGUUGCUGCCAAGAAGAGAGCUGCUGCUGCUAAGCAUGCUGCUGUGGAGGCACGGCGGGCGAAGCAGGCGGCGAAAGCAGCUGCGAUUGCUGAGAAGAAGAAGAAGCAGGAGGAGAAGGCGGCUGCUGUUGCGGAGAAGAAGAGGCUUCAGGAAGCUAAGGCGGUUGCUAUUGCUGAGAAGAAGAGGAAGCAGGAGGAAAAAGCGGCUGCUAUUGCUGAGAAGAAGAAGAAACAGGAAGAGAAGGCUGCUGCCAUUGCUGAGAAGAAGAGGAAGCAAGCAGAAAAGGCGGCUGCAAUUGAGGCUAAGAAGAAGAAGCAGGCUGAGAAGGCUGCGGCGCUAGAGGCUAGGAAGGAGAGGGAGGCUGCACGGGCAGCAGCUGCGACCAAACCCUUCAAUAAGCUCGUGGCAGGGGGACGAGAGGGCAGAAGGGAAGGGAAGGAGGGUGAGAGUGGACAGGAGGGUGAGAGUGGACAGGAGGGUGAGAGUGGACAGAGGGUGAGAGUGGACAGGAGGGUGAGAGUGGACAGGAGGGUGAGAGUGGACAGGAGGGUGAGAGUGGACAGGAGGGUGAGAGUGGACAGGAGGGUGAGAGUGGACAGGAGGGUGAGAGUGGACAGGAGGGUGAGAGUGGACAGGAGGGUGAGAGUGGACAGGAGGGUGAGAGUGGACAGGAGGGUGAGAGUGGACAGGAGGGUGAGAGUGGACAGGAGGGUGAGAGUGGACAGGAGGGUGAGAGUGGACAGGAGGGUGAGAGUGGACAGGAGGGUGAGAGUGGACAGGAGGGUGAGAGUGGACAGGAGGGGUGAGAGUGGACAGGAGGGUGAGAGUGGACAGGAGGGUGAGAGUGGACAGGAGGGUGAGAGUGGACAGGAGGGUGAGAGUGGACAGGAGGGUGAGAGUGGACAGGAGGGUGAGAGUGGACAGGAGGGUGAGAGUGGACAGGAGGGUGAGAGUGGACAGGAGGGUGAGAGUGGACAGGAGGGUGAGAGUGGACAGGAGGGUGAGAGUGGACAGGAGUGGGGGGGGAGAAACGUCUUGCUGCCCAGCUCGUGCGACCCUGCAAACAGUAACCCUUCUAUGAACUCCUGGCAGCGGGGGGAUCAGGUAAAAGCAAAAGGGAAAAGGUCGCAGAAAAAUAUUGUCACAGAGAGACAGUGA
This is a messenger RNA of Closterium sp. NIES-65, 1979 nucleotides long. The record is from the annotation of a GenBank genome assembly. NCBI's taxonomy places the organism in Eukaryota, Viridiplantae, Streptophyta, Zygnematophyceae, Desmidiales, Closteriaceae.